CAGACAGUUGUGGAACUACAGCUACUGACGUAAGACGCCAUUCGUCCGCCGUGGGAGGGGCGUGUGUGACGCAACUCCCAUGACGUUGCGUGGGCGGGACGUGGAUGACGUCCAUUAAUACAGUUCUCCGCUGAGCAGACGGAGAAGAGUAUGUUGGCAAACUACAGGUCGAGGAACGUCAAAAACAGCCUUAUUUAACCCCAAUAAAAAGGAAUAAUUCAAGAUUGUACUCCAUUUUUCACCGGUGGACCACAACUCGCGAUUUAACGCUAACUGUUGAGGCUUGACUAGAGUAGAUUUUAAUGCCAUGGAGUUUCCAGAUCUGGGAGAGCACUGCUCAGAAAAGACCUGCAAGCGUUUAGACUUCCUUCCCAUGAAAUGUGAUGCCUGUCAGGAGAUAUUCUGCAAGGACCACAUCACCUACGAGCACCACAAAUGCACCUCAUCGUACAAAAAGGAUGUACAAGUUCCAGUAUGCCCUCUGUGCAACACCCCGAUUCCCAUCAAGCGAGGAGAGAUGCCCGAUAUUAAAGUUGGGCAACACAUCGAUCGGGAUUGCAAAUCGGAUCCUGCGCAGAGAAAAAGAAAGAUUUUCACGAACAAGUGUUCCAAAGGCGGCUGCAAGCAGAAGGAAAUGAUGAGAGUGACGUGCGACCAGUGUCAUUUAAACUACUGUCUUAAACACAGACACCCACUUGACCAUGAUUGUAAGACUGAUGGCAAACCUCUGUCCCAGUCUGGACAUGCUGCUUUAAUGAGGGCCCAAGGUGCUUCCUCCAGCUCUGCUUCUUCGUCGGGCCGUCCAAGAUCAGUUUCUAAUGGAGUCGAUGCAAGUAGCAGAGCCCACAAUACCAACACCAGCCGGCCGAUCCCGACUUCAGUAUCAGCGCAGAAUGUGGUGCAACCGGCGGCAUCGUUUCAGGCAGGGAUGACUGAGGAGCAGGCCUUACAAAGAGCUCUAGAGAUGUCCUUGGCCGAGUCCAGGCAAGCGACUCAGCCAGCCCUCAGCCCGCAGGAGCAGGAGGACCUGGCGCUGGCUCAAGCCCUCGCCGCCAGUGAGGAAGAAUACCGACGCCAGCAGCAGAGACAACAGGUACCACCCGGAACUUUAGCAUGCUAGCAUGGCAGAGAGUCCAAACAGUCCAACUGCAGCCUUUCUUAAUUUUGGACCAUUGCAUUUUAACUUCAAGUAAACUAGAAACCUCACAAAUGGGAUUGUCAACAUCCAGCGAUUGUUUUUCCAACAUGAAGAACCAUUACAAGCUGCUCACUUGUCGCCUUCUGUACACUACAAACUAAGCACAUGAGUUCCCAGGUCAUUUCUACCAGUGAUUUGCUUUGUACAUAUUUUAUAUGCUGAUCAUAAAACUGUUAUAUUGCCACCUAUGAAGAAUGAAUAAAUUAUUUCAGACCUGCACUCUGAUUUGCUCAUG
Dunckerocampus dactyliophorus (ringed pipefish) is the source of this 1433-nucleotide messenger RNA. It is a transcript of the gene zfand2a, whose product is annotated as zinc finger, AN1-type domain 2A. The record is from RefSeq and is a predicted model, not a curated record. Lineage: Eukaryota; Metazoa; Chordata; Actinopteri; Syngnathiformes; Syngnathidae. Gene Ontology annotation, biological process: protein targeting to ER; proteasome-mediated ubiquitin-dependent protein catabolic process. The transcript has 10 exons. The coding region runs from base 308 to 1120 and encodes 270 amino acids. Gene Ontology annotation, molecular function: zinc ion binding. Gene Ontology annotation, cellular component: endoplasmic reticulum; cytoplasm.